Cynoglossus semilaevis (tongue sole) is the source of this 2725-nucleotide messenger RNA. RefSeq lists its product as uncharacterized. Gene Ontology annotation, biological process: negative regulation of T cell proliferation; cellular response to lipopolysaccharide; cell surface receptor signaling pathway. Lineage: Eukaryota; Metazoa; Chordata; Actinopteri; Pleuronectiformes; Cynoglossidae. The record is from RefSeq and is a predicted model, not a curated record. Gene Ontology annotation, cellular component: external side of plasma membrane. The transcript is spliced from 9 exons. Bases 109 to 933 code for a protein of 274 amino acids.
GUGAGUCACUGUUGUCUCCUCCCACAGUGAUCUGCACUCUUGCUUGGGGAAGUCCUGUGUCAUUCUUGUUCAACAACAGUGAGCAACAGCCACCAACAAAACAGUGUUAUGGGAACCAGUUGCAUUCUCAGGAUUUCGCAGAAGCAAGGGCUUGCUCUCCAUCUGGCACUUCUGCUCGGAACUGUGACAUGCAUCAUGGCUGUGUCAGGAAGUCUCCUGCAAGGGGAGGUUGGUGGAAACGUGACGGUCCACUGUCCUGUGGACAAGAAGAAGACGGUUGAAUUAUUCUACUUCCAGCAUGGAGAUACAUAUAUUAAUGGCUUCCACAGCACAAAACACUCACAGAUGCCAAAACCAUGGAACUACACAAAAGUUAAUCGCAGUGAGAUGACUGUGCACAUGUCCAGACUGAAUUUGUCCCACACUGGACGGUACAACUGCAUCAUCAGUUACACAGACGGUUCCAUAAGUGAGGAAGAGAUACAACUCAAUGUCUCAGCCAACUACAGCGAACCUACAGUGACCACAAACUGUGAUGAAGAAAACCUUCGUUGUUUUGUCACAUGCGCAUCACACGGUGGAUAUCCAGAAAGCAAGAUGAGGAUGAACAUCCCCAAUUCCAGCACCAUGCUGUACAGCAGCUCCUCCACCGCUGUCUUCAACUGCUCCGCAGGAGAGUGGACGAACCUCAGCUGCUCUGUUGGAAAUGUUGCUUCAAAAAUGGUCUCCAUUUGUCAAGCUAAAGUUCCUUCCAAACCCGACUGGCCAAAUACUGCAGUAAUAGCUGGUGGGGUUCUAGGAUCUAUUACCAUUGUGGUUUUGGUAUUCCUGUAUUGUUAUUGGAAAAAGAACAAGCAAACAGCAACACUUGGGGACAACAUACGGGAAGAGAUGCAGUCCUUUAACAAUAGCUCGAAAAGCGAAGAACCAUGAGGUCGGACCCCAAGAUGGAUUUUCAACCUUUGAAAUAAGCAUCUCAGUGAACUUCUGCAUUUGUGACAGAUAUCUCUGAAUGACAGGAAUUCCAGUUUUCUUGUUUGUGCCCAUGCAUUGGUUUUUGUACAACAUGAAGCCUGUCAAGGACUGCGUUUUGAGCAGUGAAUGCUGUGAACGUGAACAUGUGUUAUUUAAGGUUGACAGUUACACUGACAACUGUGCAGAAGACAAUUUCAGCACAUUAUAGUUAGUUUUGUAUUUUUUUUAAAUACAUUUAAAAUGAACAGUAGCUUAAGUAAAUUGUAUAUAUUUUAAUAAUCCUGUGGAUUAUUGAAAUAUUUAAAUUAAAAAAAAAAUAGCAGUGAUUGACUACGGCUUAUAGUAGCUACGUCAGCUUUGUUGGAACGGUGCAUCUAGUUUGCGUAGUAAUGGUUUCGAAGUUUCAUAUUAACAUGAAUUACCUUAAUGUUUUCUACCAAAGGGAUUAAUACACUUAGAAGUAGUUUUUGUGUGCAUGGCAAUGUGACAUCGGGGUGUCAAACUUAUUUUGGUUCAGGGGCUGCCAACAGCCUGGCUAGAUGUCAAGUGGGCUGGAGCAGUACAAUCAUAACAUAAUAAUAAUAAGUCCAUGUUUGUUUUCAUGUAAAUAAGUACAAGCCUAUUGUUAUGAAAUAUCAUUUGACAAAAUAUUACUAACAUGGAGUGUUUUUUUGGUGCUUUUUCUCCCACUUAUUAAACACAUUUGUGAAAUGUGCCGGACUGAACACCAUAGCCAACCGGUUUUGGCCCACGGGCCGUAUGUUUGACACCCCUGCUUUACAUGUACGUGAAUAGCUUGGAUCACACACACAGUCAUGUGCUUGGGCCAAGUCGGUGAUGCCUGCGGCCUAAAGUGAUCAUUGCAUUGUGGAACAUUCCCAGAUCGUUAUGCAAAACAAUUCACUGGAAAAUCUGGAAAUGUUUGAAGUGUCGGUCUAAUAACCAUUUAUAAUAGUAGUCUGGUUUCACCUGUUCACGUUCGGGAUUUGAAACUUUGUGUUGUCUGACACAAAGACAGUUCCUUAAAAGAACGCGGCAAACACUCUCUACAGAAAAAAUAAAAUUGACAUAUAUUACAAGGUUAACAUUAGUGUUUUACAAUUUUUGUGGUGCAAUAUCAAAUACAGAAGAUGCCUCCUUCAUUUUCUUUUGUGAUAAAAUGACUGUUACUCACAUUUUUAUGUCCUGGUUGUAUAAGCACAUCCUUGAUGUCACUGUUCUCAGGUUCAGUAGCUUGUAGUCCUCAAUAUUUAUUUUUCAUGUUUUGUUUUCAUUGGUUUUUUUUUUAUCACCGAAAGUUUAAUUUAAAUUAUAUUCCCUUAAGAAUGUUGAGUAGGUAACGUUAACUCAUUUGUUUACUCAUUUUUGUGUGUAAGAUCAAAUGUAAGUAUUAAACCGCUAUUUAAUGAAUCAUGUCGUUGGACUGACUUUCUGAACAGAUGGAUGCAAUUGAAAUACUGUAUGUAAAUAACUGUUUAGAACGGUCGAGAAUUCCCUGGCUGAUAAACUGUAUUACAAUAAAUGUCCAGUAGAUGGCGUGCUAACAUCGCGAUGCAGCGCUUGUUCUUGUUCUGCAAUACUUGAUCGGACAGGCAAGCAGGUUCUCGACUGAAGUGUAAGAAACAGAGGAAGGCGAAAAAAGGGGAUCCGUGUAGUGUUUAUCUCUAUAGAAGAAAUGGAAGUUCAAAUGUAAAGAUAUUUAUCAGAACUGUAGAGAUCGAUGUACAUUUGAAUUAAAUGCUUAUCAUUU